GACACACCUAUCACACAUAAAAAAAUUGAAAAACUCUUUGGAACAAAAGAUUGUUAUAGUAGAAUCCAUGGCAGAGUUAGAGAGUCCAAUGAUGCCAAAGUUGAUAACUUUCCUAUCUUCUCUUCUUGAAAGAGUAGCUGAAUCGAAUGAUGAAACACAACAAGAACAACAACAAAAGAUAUCUGUGUUUCAUGGUUUAACAAGACCAAACAUCUCAAUACAAAGCUACCUUGAAAGAAUUUUCAAGUAUGCAAAUUGUAGUCCAUCAUGUUUCAUUGUUGCUUAUGUUUAUCUUGAUCGUUUCACUCAAACACAACCUUCUUUGCCUAUUAAUUCCUUCAAUGUUCAUCGCUUGUUGAUUACUAGUGUCAUGGUGGCUGCUAAAUUUAUGGAUGAUGUGUACUAUAAUAACGCUUACUAUGCAAAAGUUGGAGGAAUCACCAAAGCAGAAAUGAAUUUUCUUGAGUUGGAUUUCCUAUUUGGUUUAGGUUUCAAUUUAAAUGUAACACCAAUCACUUUCCAAGCCUAUAGUGUUCAUCUUCAAAGAGAAAUGUUUCACAUGCAACCUCUACAUUUUGCAGAUUCAACCAUAAAUUUAGCAAAAUCACUAAAGGCACAUUUAUGCUUCAAUGAAGAUGAAUCUUCUCAUCAAAAGCAAAAAAAGCUAGCUGUUUGAUUUUUGUGCAUUUUAUCAAUGCAUGUACAAUGGUUGACUAGUUGUAAAUUUAGUGAAUCUAUUAAAGAUUGCCAAUUAAAUUACUUUUCCUUAUGGAUUCCUUUCAGAUUCUU
Messenger RNA from Cicer arietinum (chickpea), 789 nucleotides. Its product is annotated as cyclin-U4-1-like. Gene Ontology annotation, molecular function: protein kinase binding. NCBI's taxonomy places the organism in Eukaryota, Viridiplantae, Streptophyta, Magnoliopsida, Fabales, Fabaceae. The record is from RefSeq and is a predicted model, not a curated record. Gene Ontology annotation, biological process: regulation of cyclin-dependent protein serine/threonine kinase activity.